Messenger RNA from Entamoeba invadens IP1, 1168 nucleotides. Its product is annotated as leucine rich repeat containing protein BspA family protein. The record is from RefSeq and is a predicted model, not a curated record. The transcript has a single exon. NCBI's taxonomy places the organism in Eukaryota, Evosea, Mastigamoebida, Endamoebidae. The annotation marks the transcript as partial.
AUGAUAGUCUCGAAAUACUUCGAGAUUAUCAAAGACUUUAUUAACUUGGAGUUAGUAUGCAAGAAGUUUGGUGGUAAUAUGGAAAAGUUCCACUUCAACCCGAUUUCGCUGAAUUCCAAAACACUUGAAUACUUUCCAAACAUCGAGACACUUCACUUGUGGGAUAAAAAGGAUGAGAACUUUGGCAAUGGAUUUAUGAUCAACAAAAGAGAAAAUGGAGAAAAUAAAAAUAAAACUGUUUUGAAGAAAACGUUUUAUAAAAUCAUUGUGUGGUAUUGUGUUGACUUUAAAACUGUUUGUAGAAACAAAAGUCGAAACAUCGAGUUUAAAAUUAUUACUUACACUGAAAAUGAUGGAAAUAUAUUUGGUAAUAACAUACCAUUAGGUGUUAAAUCGAUUGGUGAUAAUUGUUUUGAUAGAUGUUGUAAUUUAAGAAGUGUUACAAUACCAUCUAGCGUGACAUUAAUUGGUAAUUAUUGUUUCUAUGAAUGCAUUAGUUUGAAGAGUGUUAACAUACCAUCGAGUGUAAUAAUAUAUGGUGAUGGUUGUUUCAGAGGAUGCAGUAGUUUAAGCGAUAUUACAAUACCAUCGAGUGUUACAAUACUUGGUGAUUAUUGUUUCUUUGGAUGUAUAAGUCUAAGCAGUGUGACAAUACCAUCUAGUGUUAUAUCAAUUGGUGAUUAUUGCUUUAGAGGAUGCAGUAGUUUGAAGAGUGUUACAAUACCAUCUAGUGUUAAAACACUUAAUGAUGGUUGUUUCUAUGAAUGUAGUAGUUUAAGUAAUGUUACAAUACCAUUCAGUGUGACAUCAUUUGGUAAUGGUUGUUUCUAUGGAUGCAAUAAUUUGAGCAGUGUUACAAUACCAUUUGUUGUGACAUCAAUUGGUAAUUAUUGUUUCAGUAAAUGCAUAAGUUUAAACAGUGUUACGAUACCAUCUAUUGUGACAACAAUUGGCAAUGGUUGUUUUAGAGGAUGCAGUAGUUUGAAGAGUGUAACAAUACCAUCAAGUGUCAUAAUAAUUGGUGAUGGUUGUUUCUAUGAAUGCAGUAGUUUAAGCAGUCUUACGUUACCAUCAAGUGUGAAAUAUAUUGGUAAUGAAUGUUUUGAUAAAUGCAGUAGUUUGAGAAGUGUAACUAUACCACCAAUUGUGGAAUCAAUUGGUUAUAAAU